CACCAAUAUAAAGCGCGUCGUCUGCUAGAGCUGUCAGAGUUGUGUUGUGAAAGUGUCAGUGAAGUGCUGCGAGCUAGUGUAAAAGUGCUAAGUUAUUUAUUUGUGCUGUGUUAAAUCUGCGAAAUAUCAAGAUGUCAUUGGUGCCUUUCUUUGUUGAUGAGAUGCUGCGCGACCUAGAGAGACCUCUCUACGACCAACACUUUGGACUUGGUCUGUGGCCGUCGGACAACCUAAUCCCCACCACUCAGCUGCUCCGGGCCCCCCUUCGCUGUGGCUACAUGCGACCGUGGCGUCUGCUCGACUGGGACAACAGCGGCAUUUCCAACAUCAUUAACGAUAAAGACGGGCUCAAGAUUAACCUCGAUGUGCAGCAGUUUAAGCCCGAAGAACUCAACGUGAAAGUCGUCGACGAUUAUGUGGUCGUCGAGGGUAAACAUGAGGAGAGAAGUGACGAACAUGGGUUUAUCUCUCGCCAGUUCUCCAGACGCUACAAAAUCCCUGAGAAUGUGGACAAGAACGCUCUUAAGUCUAGCUUGUCCUCUGACGGAGUUUUGCAGUUGGAAGCUCCGAAGGUGGCUAAUCAUCCUGCUUCUGGAGAGACCAGCGUUCCUAUUGUACAGACCAACAAACCAGCGAUAAAGAACAAGGAGAAGAAGGUUGAGAAGAUGGAGUCCUAAGCUUAUUCAGCGUCAUUCGUAUUCAUUGUACAAACCAUGUAGGUUAGGUCCACUUUGCGUUUCACCUCUUAGCUUACUUAGCAAGACUGAACUAAGACUGAUUUUCCUUCUGUUUGUUAUUAUUUAACUAUUUCGUGUUUGUAUACUGUCACAUUUACCA
Macrosteles quadrilineatus (aster leafhopper) is the source of this 837-nucleotide messenger RNA. Its product is annotated as alpha-crystallin A chain-like. Gene Ontology annotation, biological process: response to heat; protein refolding. The transcript is spliced from 2 exons. The coding region runs from base 132 to 677 and encodes 181 amino acids. NCBI's taxonomy places the organism in Eukaryota, Metazoa, Arthropoda, Insecta, Hemiptera, Cicadellidae. The record is from RefSeq and is a predicted model, not a curated record. Gene Ontology annotation, molecular function: protein folding chaperone.